UUGUUCCACCAUGGGCAGCCUUGCUGAAGCAAACACCAACUUCGCUGUGGACCUCUUAAAAAGGAUGGAAGAAGAGCAACCCAAGAACAUCUUUUUCUCUCCAUUUAGUCUCUCAGCAGCUUUAGCUAUGACCUCUUUGGGUGCCAAAGGUAACACUGCUGCUGAAAUGGAAAAGGUCCUUCAUUUUAACAAAAUCACAGGAUCGAUGACGUCUCCAAGCUUGCCUGCUCAGUGUGACAAACCUGGUGGACCACACAACCAGUUCAAGGAACUCCUA
Messenger RNA from Notechis scutatus (mainland tiger snake), 277 nucleotides. The record is from RefSeq and is a predicted model, not a curated record. Lineage: Eukaryota; Metazoa; Chordata; Lepidosauria; Squamata; Elapidae.